Molecule: messenger RNA, 1531 nt
Organism: Myxozyma melibiosi
Lineage: Eukaryota; Fungi; Ascomycota; Lipomycetes; Lipomycetales; Lipomycetaceae
Product: autophagy-related E2-like conjugation enzyme ATG3
Exons: 2
Coding region: 205-1287 (360 amino acids)
Biological process (GO): autophagy of mitochondrion; nucleophagy; autophagosome assembly
Cellular component (GO): cytosol; phagophore assembly site
Molecular function (GO): Atg8-family ligase activity
Source: RefSeq, a predicted model, not a curated record
GUGCCACCGCGAGCUGAUCUCCGCCAAAGAUAUCGACCCAUCUGCGACCAGAGCACCAUCCGAUCCGCUUCCGCUGGCUUAUAUGUCGUCUUAAAACAACCUGAGAGCCUCUUCUUUCUUGUUUUUAUAUCAUAAUAUUUAUUAAUUCUUGUUUCCUGUUCUUUGUCCUUGCAUCGCAUACAUCGGUCUUCUUAUUCCGCAUCAAUGCUUCGUCUGCAAUCUACAAUCUCGUCGUGGCGGGAGUAUCUCUCGCCCGUGAGCCACGUCUCGACUUUUAAACAGACCGGCGAGAUCACGCCUGAGGAGUUUGUUUUGGCGGGCGACUACCUGGUCUACAAGUUCCCUACUUGGUCGUGGUCCUCUGCUCCCGCGUCAAAAAUGCGCGACUUCCUCCCACCAGACAAGCAGUUCCUUGUCACCAAGCACGUCGCGUCACACGUCCGCGCGCAGACCGCAGCGGGCGAGUACGCGAGCGGCACGAGCGGCGUCGGCGAGACCGAGGACGAGGACGGCUGGACUAUAUCCUACGGCUCCGGAUCGGCGACCGCGUCAGUGUCGGGAGCGGCGAGUUCUGUGGUGGGUGCUGCGGUAGGGACCGACAAGACCACGCUUGAGGAAGGCGGCGGCGACGAGGACGACGCGGAUUCGAUUUUAGAUAUAGACGAGAUGGAGGAUGAGGAUCCUGGGUAUUUUGACGGAAACUCUGCAACUGCUGCGACAACAGCAGCAGCAACGACGUCUACAGCAGCUGAAGGAAGUUCGACGACGACGACCUUGCCCGACCGAUCAUACAAUCUCUACAUCACAUACUCGACCUCCUACCGCGUGCCAAAGAUGUAUCUAUCAGGCUUCAACUCCUCAGGCUCGCCUCUCUCGCCACAGGAGAUGUUUGAAGACAUUGUUUCGGAAUACAAAGACAAGACAGUAACGAUCGAGACGUCGCCGUUUCUCGAAAACACAACGAUGGUGUCGAUCCACCCCUGCCGUCACGCGAGCGUCAUGAAGAUGCUACUCUCCCGCGCCGAGGCGCGACAGCGACGGAUACGCAAGGCCGCCGCCGCCGCGAGUUCCGGCUCUUCCGCGCCAGAGGACUUGAUGGCCGGUAUCCAGGGGCUCGGAUUGGAUUCGGAGGAGUGGGAGGACAUCGCGACAGAGCAGCAGAAGAUCGAGAGCGGGGAGAAGGAAGAGGAGGCGGUGCGGGUCGAUCAGUACUUGGUCAUUUUCCUCAAAUUUAUAUCGAGCGUGACACCCGGGAUCGAGCAUGAUAAUACUAUGGCGGCGUUAUAAGGUGUUUGCUUGUUUUUUGCGCUUGACUCUCUAAUCUGGAUGGUGUUUUCUGUUUACUUAUGCGGCGACCUUUUUUUUGUUUUUCUUAAUAUUUUUGUUUUUGUUUUAUUGAGGGAGUCACUGUCAGCUUACACUGCAGAAUGGCUUCUAUUGCCCCAGCUGUGAAUGAUCAGAGUAGGGAUUUGGGAAGAUGUCGUUUUGUAUAUCAUAAUAGCACACCCUCUGACAUUUCCACCCGACUCGC